AUGCACCGUAUCCGCACAUGGGCGCGAGCAAAGGCCCAUGGUAGUGCCCCAGUCCCCGCGAGCGGCAGAAGAACAUCUGGGCCCAGGAGUUCACCAGCUCCCGGAUUCCCUCGACCCAAUGAUCUCGCAACCGUCCCCAGUGGCCAGUUGGCCGCAGGUCCUGAAGCGCCAUCUGCGAGGGAGAAGUCUCAGCCCGAGAAGAAGAAUGUUGCCGUUCGUUUCUUCACCACACUCAAGAUGAUCCUCUUCUCGAGUUGGAUCAAUCUUCUCUUGGUAUUUGUCCCGGUCGGCAUAGCGGUUGAGUUUGUGCCCGGUACCUCAGCUGGCAUUGUCUUCGCCAUGAAUGCGAUUGCUAUCAUCCCCCUCGCCGGACUACUCAGCUACGCCACAGAGAGCGUUGCUGCGAGGCUUGGUGACACAAUUGGCGCGCUUAUGAACGUCACUUUCGGCAAUGCGGUCGAGCUGAUCAUUUUCAUCAUCGCGCUCGUCAAAAACGAAAUUCGCAUCGUCCAGGCGUCGCUCCUGGGAUCGAUUCUCGCUAAUCUGCUCCUCAUUUUGGGCAUGUGCUUCCUACUUGGCGGCCUUCGUUUCCGAGAACAAAUCUACAACAGCACGGUUACUCAGAUGAGUGCUUGCCUCCUUAGUUUGAGUGUCAUGAGCCUUCUGUUGCCGACAGCGUUCCAUGCUUCAUUCCUGGACACCGAUGAUGCGAACCGAAAAGUUUUGCAAGUUAGCCGCGGAACCAGCGUUAUCCUCCUCCUCGUGUACUUGUUGUACCUCCUCUUUCAGCUGAACUCUCAUGCGUACAUGUAUGAGUCAACACCACAGCACAUUAUCGAACGGGAAUCAGUCCCUGGCCCUGCUGCACAGUACUUUAACUCAUCGUCGAGCUCAGAAUCUGAUUCAUCUUCCAGCUCUGACUCUGACAGCUCUGGCCAUUCUCAUAGCACGGCAAAGAGGAUAAAGCGCGCGAUGCGUGGCAAGAGAAGUCGAAAACAGAGCGUCGCUUCUGUCGACCCAGAGAAAACAUCCUCGGUUGCAUCACCUACUGGAGAAGGCCCGUCCACAAUCUCGUUACAGCGAGAGGACAGAUCAUCGGCUGACCAGAGCCACCCUGUCACCAUUCCAAUCCAACUGGACCAACAAGCCAUGGAGGAAAUUGAAGAGCUACAGUACGGUGACGACGAGACAAAUCGGAAGAAGCACAAACACAAGCACCGAAAACGCAAGGAUGGAGAAGCAAGUGUGCCUCUUAGCGAUGUGGUGGAGAGCUUACAGGUUGAGAAUGGCUCCACCACUAAGCGUGUGGACUUUGCCCUGGGACCAGACAUGGAAGGUCAGGACGGCUCGUCAAGUCGGCCGAAGCCCUUCUCGCUACGCACGCUCCGGCCGAACAUAUCCAAGAACUUCUCUCAGAACGUCUUCACCUCACCAAGCAACCAACCGCAGGACACGCCUGCUCGGCCCGGCAACCAAUUCGCUGGUGGCCUUCGAAGGACUCUUUCCUUGCCCACUGAGCAUCAGAGCUAUAGAGCAAACCCUGGCGCUCUGCCGCCCAUCAUUCCGGUUGUGGUCAACAGCCAGCCCAAGACAGUGACCGCCGAUGAGGAGGAAGAAGCAGAAGUGCACAUCUCCCGUACAACCGCCAUUGUUCUCCUUUUGGGUUCUACUGCUCUAGUCGCUCUAUGUGCUGAGUUUAUGGUUGACUCCAUCAAUGAGGUCGUUGAGGGCGGCAAUGGCAUUUCGGAAGCUUUCAUCGGUUUGAUCCUGCUCCCCAUCGUGGGUAACGCUGCAGAACACGUUACAGCUGUGACUGUCGCCAUGAAGAACAAGAUGGAUCUCGCCAUCGGCGUAGCGCUUGGCUCUUCGAUCCAGAUUGCGAUCUUUGUCACGCCUCUCGUGGUCAUCCUCGGAUGGUGCAUGAACAAGGACAUGUCUUUGUACUUCACCCUCUUCGAAACCGUCAGCAUGUUCGUUGCUGCCUUCAUCGUGAACUUCCUGGUCUUGGACGGCAGGAGUAACUACCUCGAGGGCGCGCUUCUUUGCUCGUCCUACAUCAUCAUUGCUGUGGCCGCGUUCUUCUACCCCAGUGCAGAGAAUGCGAACCAGCUUGGUGGAGGUGAGGACAACGGGACAAAUACUACAGAGGCGGUCGUCCAAGCCGCGACGAAGAUGAUGGCGAGGGCAUAUCUUGGCAUCGCGACCAGACUCACGAAUCUGCUUGAACGACGGCAGUCGUGUUGCCAAGAUGCAUUUACCAUUCUGGCCUCGUGGACCCGGUGCAGGUGGCGCGCAAACACCUUCAGUUGCAAGUCCAUUGCCGGCGAUGCCUAUACAGCUGCCAAGAACACCGACAUAUCCUUCAUCGCGGCCUUCUACUUCUUACACCAACGACUCACUUUCAUAUCCGAUGGCUUCCACGUAUGCAAGCCAGACACCAUCAACUUCGCACAUCUACAGUCGAUCCCAUUCGCGCCCGGUGGCAACUCCAGCCUACAGCUCCGCCUCCGGCCCGAAGCCCGCGGGAUAUCGCCGUCGGUUGGCAUUGCCUUUGUAAACAUCUCCACUGGCGAGGUCGUGCUGAGCCAAAUCUGCGACAACCAGUCCUAUGUCAAGACUAUUCACAAAAUGACCGUCUUCGAGCCGUCUCGCAUUCUUAUCGUCUCCUCGGCAUGCCCUCCGAAUCCGAAGUCUAGUCUCUUUGCGACCAUCGAGGAAGAACUUCCAGGGAUCAAUUGUGUUGCCCUAGACAGAAAGUACUGGUCGGAGACGGCGGGCUUGGACUUUAUACAGACCCUGGCUUUCCGUGAGGACAUUGAAGCGAUCAAGGUGGCAAUCCAGGGAAACUUCUAUGCCACCUGCUCCUUUUCAGCGCCCUCGGAGGAGUCAAUGAUGAUCGAUUUGUCCACCAUCCACUCGCUAGAGCUCAUUCAAAACAUUGAAAACCCGAAGUCUAAGGCGUGCUUGUACGGCUUGCUCAACCAGACGGUCACCCCAAUGGGUGCCAGGAUGCUGCGCAGCACCAUCCUCCAACCAUCAACACAAACUGAUGUCAUUCUGAGUCCACGCUACGAUGCCCUUGACGAGAUUUGUUCGAAGGAGGACGUGUUCUUCGAAGUUCGCAAGGGUCUGAAGGAAUUCACCGACGUGGAGAAGCUUUUGAGCCAGCUCAUCAUUUUGCCUACAAAAGCCGACCUGAGGGAAACCGAGCAAGCAAUCAACCAGGUUCUUCUGAUCAAAAAGUUCGUGCUGGCAGUGCCGCCUUUGUUUGAGUCUCUCGGAUCUGUGCGAUAUUUGCGCAAUCAAAGGGUCUAUGCCGUUAAGGCUGGGGUUCAGGGGCUACUGGACGUGGCCCGAAAGACUAACAAGGAAGCAACUGAUGAUCUCCACCAACACGUUGAGGACCUCAAUGCCGAUCUAGGCAUCGCCGGAGAGAUUAGGUUUGACAACGGCCGAAAAUAUUGGCUUCGCUUUCGAUGUUCCGAGUUCGAAGACGGUCGUAUCCCUGCAGCGCUCAUCAACUGCAUCCGCAAGAAAGAUUAUCUCGAAUGCCAGACAAUGCAAAUAGUGAAGCUCAAUCAGCGAAUCUCCGAUUCAGUUGACGAGGUCAUCAUGCAAAGCGACAAAGUCAUUCAGAGACUUCUUGAUGCGAUCCGACUUCAGGUACCCCAUCUAUUCCGAGUCUGCGAGAGCAUUGCUCUACUUGACAUGCUCGGGGCAAACAUCAAUGACAAAAGCCUGGCUAUUAUCGACGAGCUUGGCCGAGGUACAAGCACACGAGACGGCUCUGCAAUAGCGCUAGCUAUCGCAGAAGCUCUUGUUCAGAGCAACUCGUUCAUUUUCUUUGCCACUCACUUCACCGAACUUGCAAGUGCCCUCGGUACCCGACCGGGCGUUCUCAAUCUCCACUUAGCCACCGAAACCACCAUGACUGAAGAUGACCUGCCGAAGAUGACAAUGCUCUACAAAGUUACAUCAGGGCUAGUCCAGGAGGAGGAAUAUGGCAUCAAACUUGCACGUGCGAUUGGAUUUCCCGAGCGGUUCAUUGACACGGCGGUCACGGUGACGAACUAUCUGAAGAGACAGGCUGAAGUGAAGAAGCAGAACUCACAGGCAUGGAAAAUCACGAAGCGCCGCAAGUUGGUCUUGACCGUGCGUGAGAUGUUGCAGCAGGCGUAUGACAGCCAGAUGAGUGAAGCUACAUUAGCGAGCUAUCUACAGAGAUUGCAAGCAGAGUUCAUUGCGAGGAUGGAGGCAAUUGAGCUGGGAGCCCCCGUUGAAGAUGAUGGCGGCGAAGAAGAGGAGAUAUCGAGGCCUGAGACCAGCUCUGUCAUCCUGCAAGGUGAUGGUAAUGGUCGAAACCACCGGAACCAAGGCGACAAUGGGAAGAGAAUGGAGACUGCAAUUAUUAUUGAAGACAAUAGCAGUGACGAGGAGGAGGAUGAGCUUUGA
Phaeoacremonium minimum UCRPA7 is the source of this 4452-nucleotide messenger RNA. RefSeq names its product putative vacuolar calcium ion transporter protein. The record is from RefSeq and is a predicted model, not a curated record. Gene Ontology annotation, molecular function: ATP binding; calcium:proton antiporter activity; mismatched DNA binding. Bases 1 to 4452 code for a protein of 1483 amino acids. Lineage: Eukaryota; Fungi; Ascomycota; Sordariomycetes; Togniniales; Togniniaceae. Gene Ontology annotation, biological process: mismatch repair; intracellular calcium ion homeostasis; calcium ion transmembrane transport. The transcript is spliced from 12 exons. Gene Ontology annotation, cellular component: fungal-type vacuole membrane.